AUGUACAGGCAGAUCAAAAUUCACAAGGAUGACUGGGAGUUGCAACGGAUACUCUGGAUGGACGAUCAACUCAAUGAAGUGCCAUAUCAUCUGACAACAGUCACCUACGGGACAAAGGCCGCGCCGUUCUUGGCCGUACGGACGCUACUACAACUAGCAGAGGACGAAGGACAUAAGUAUCCACUGGCUGUGCCAUCCAUCACUCAUGGCAGGUAUGUCGAUGACAUAUUUGGUGGUGCAGAUACAAUUCAACAAUUGCAGGAGGUCGCACGUCAACUAAAGGGCCUCUGCAUGGCGGGCGGCUUCCCACUAGCAAAAUGGCAUGCAACUCAUCUCGACAUACUCAAGACUGUCACCGACAGCGAAGACCAAGGCUUACCAAUCACAUUCGACGAUUGCGCAACCAAGAUACUCGGACUCAAAUGGCUCCCUCAAGAAGACACAUUUGCAUUCUCAACGAGAAGCUCACGCAAGGAAGGCAGGCUCACAAAACGCCUCGUAUUAUCUGAAGUGGCUCAGAUAUUCGAUCCACUUGGCUUUGCAUCACCCGUCGUGAUCAAGGCCAAAAUUCUCUUGCAGGAGCUGUGGCUGCACAAGCUCCAAUGGGAUGAUCCACUGCCAUCCCAGCUCUCAACCCGGUGGCUCUCCAUCAGAGAAGAACUCACAAGUCUGGCCAGACUCUCAAUACCUCGGUGGCUCAAAACAUGGAGCGACUCGCAAGUGGAACUUCAUGGAUUCUCUGAUGCUUCUCAAUUGGCAAUGGCUGCAGUCAUAUACAUAUCCGUUCACGACUCAAACGGCGCCACGUUCUCACUUGUAUGCUCCAAAACUAAGGUAGCACCUCUCAAGCGGCUCUCAAUCCCGCGACUUGAACUCACGGCUGCUCUUCUGCUCUCUCGGCUCAUGCAAUACGUCACAGCCACUUUGAACAUGGACGUUACGGCAACGCAUAUGUGGACGGACUCUCUAGUGACACUCUCGUGGAUCAGAUCUCAUGCAUCACGCUGGAAGGAUUUCGUCAGGAACAGGGUGGCUCAAAUUCAAGAACUCACUCCAGCUGCUCACUGGAGAUACAUACCUGGAACUUCUAAUCCGGCUGACUGCGCAUCACGAGGCCUCACGACUGCUCAGCUUCAAAACCACGCACUUUGGUGGACGGGACCACCAUGGAUACACAAAUCAGACUCAUGGCCGUCGCAACCUGCACUCUCUGACGAGAUGAGUGCAAUAGAAGCUCGCCCAGGCGUUUCGCUAUUGACGGUUACGCCGAGGACUGAAUAUCAAUGGGAACUCAUCUACAGGUACUCAAGCCUCACUAAACUAUUGAGGAUUACAGCUCUCUGUUUCAGAUUCGUCUCACGGUUGAGGAAAGUCCACGACUCAUUUCCUGUCAGACGCAUCUCUCCAGAGACCUUGGAGACAGCGAGGCUCUUCUGGAUUCAGGCAACUCAAGCAACGUACUUCUCGCACGAGCUCAAGGCAUUACAGGCAGACUCACCAUUGGCAAAGGCGCACGCAUUCAACAGAUUGACUGCGUACAUCGACGCUCAAGGAGUCAUUCGCGUCGGCGGACGACUCGCUCACGCAGCUCUCUCAUUCGACGCGAUACAUUCUGUGAUAUUGCCUCGUCACUCUCAGCUGUCGUCAUUGGUCAUCGCUCACGCUCAUCAACGGACUCUACAUGGAGGCACGCAGCUCACGCUGUCACACAUCCGACAACGAUACUGGAUUCUCGGCGGGAGGGCUCCUGUCAAGUCUCACAUCCUGCGGUGUGUUACGUGUGCUCGGCAGAGGGGGAUCCGUGCUCAUCAAUUGAUGGGCCAACUACCUCUCUCUCGAGUUACGCAGGCACGACCGUUCACUCAUACAGGUGUGGACUACGCAGGGCCGCUCACCGUAAAAACAUGGAAAGGAAGAGGUGCCAAAACGAGUAAAGGCUGGAUUUGCGUUUUUGUCUGCUUCUCAACCUCAGCAGUACACCUCGAGGCGGUCAGUGACUACUCAACGGAGGGAUUCAUUGCCGCCUAUCGACGCUUCUCAUCCAGACGCGGCAUUGCUCACACCUUACACUCCGACUGCGGCACCAUUUUCAUCGGCGCGGAUGCAGCUCUCAAAAGGCUGUUUAUCCAGAGCACUCAAGAACAUCAUCGA
Molecule: messenger RNA, 2151 nt
Organism: Vollenhovia emeryi
Lineage: Eukaryota; Metazoa; Arthropoda; Insecta; Hymenoptera; Formicidae
Exons: 1
Molecular function (GO): nucleic acid binding
Source: RefSeq, a predicted model, not a curated record